GUAGAAUUUAUACAUUCAUUUAUCGCAAAACAUAACCUGCGUACCGUUGGGCGGCAAAAUUACCGUUACGCCCGUACAAUUAUCAGAGCGGGAUCAUUAGUUGAGGGAAAAACGUUGUUGAAUAAUUUCUUCCGUACAAACUUGUAAUCAACAAUUGUCUAAGAAUUUUUUACUGUUAAGAAAGAAACUUGUUGAUUAUGCCGACUUUAUCAGACACCUCCGAUCAUGAAGACGAACUUGAUAUUGUGGCCGAAUAUGAGAAACGCGAUUCGGCCGCGGAAGAGGGUAACAGUUACAAUGAUGAAGGUUCAGGAAAUGAGGAAAAUCAAGGACAGACUGUUCCAAAGAGAGUUGAUCCUGCAACUUCUAGAAAACACAUAGUGAGAAAUCCUAUACCCACGUUGAAUGUAGAACGUUUGAAAGGUCCUAAGGGAAUACAAACUAUAGAAAAGUAUUUUGAAGGGUUUAAAUUUCAUGGCAAAGGACAUGAAAAAUUAGAUUUGGAUAGAAUUUUAAAAAGAAUAGAACAUUGGGCACACAGAUUAUUUCCAAAAUUAGAAUUUGAUGCUUUCCUGGAGAAAGUAGAAAAGCUAGGUACCAAAAGGGAGCUAACCGUGUUUGUGAAAAAAUAUAGACAAGAUAUGAUUAAUCCAGAUGAUAAUGUGAUGAAUCGGGAUAUAGUAGAUGAAGAUAAUGAUGAAAAAGAACCAGAUGAACCGAUGGAUGAAUUUGAUUUAUUAAUUGCGGAACAAAUAGAAAAGCAGAAACAAGUGAUUAAUCAACAACCAGCAUCUGAUACAUCUACAGCUGAAGCUCUAUUCGAUAAAUUACUGUCACAAACAAGCAAUACAACCUCUCAAGCUAUUAAAGAAAGUAAUACUUCAACACAGUUAAGUGAUGAAGUAAAACAACGUAUAGAAAAAAAUAGACAACAAGCUCUUCAAAGAAGGCAAGAAAGACUGAAAGCAAUGCAAGAAGAUGCUGAGAGGAAAAAGUUACGAGAUAAUGAAGAUAUACAAUUGCAAAAAAGUUCUAAUGAUACACAAAUAUCCAAUGCUGCUCUAAAUUUAGAAAAUGAAUUUGCAUAAAGCAAAGAAUAAAGAAAUCUUUUAUAGAGGUUAUAUUAUAGAGAGAAUAAAGAAAACUAUUAUAUGAAUUACAAAAUGCUAGAAAAAAAUUUUGUUACUUGAAAAUAUUAAUGUAGCAUUUCAAUAAGAAUAAGUAUAUUAUAUAAAGAUUUUCUUACCAAACAUUUUGUAGUUUUCUUGUUUUGAAGAAUUUGUGCAGGUUAAAUUAAUAAAAACGUAAUACAAAUUACAUAUUUGUUUUUAUUUAAGUUCUACGUUUUUGUGUACUGAUAUAUAAUACAUUGUUACCACGAAUAAAAGCAUCACCGUAUUUAUCUUUUAAUUGACCAUUCACAUAUUCUUCUGUCUGUUCCAAUGCUAUAUUCAUGUAACCAUCAAGACAAGCUAAAACAC
Molecule: messenger RNA, 1481 nt
Organism: Nomia melanderi (Alkali bee)
Lineage: Eukaryota; Metazoa; Arthropoda; Insecta; Hymenoptera; Halictidae
Biological process (GO): DNA replication checkpoint signaling; replication fork processing; replication fork arrest
Cellular component (GO): replication fork protection complex; nucleus
Molecular function (GO): DNA binding
Source: RefSeq, a predicted model, not a curated record